Messenger RNA from Camelina sativa (false flax), 1157 nucleotides. The record is from RefSeq and is a predicted model, not a curated record. NCBI's taxonomy places the organism in Eukaryota, Viridiplantae, Streptophyta, Magnoliopsida, Brassicales, Brassicaceae.
CGCCCAUUCUCUGGUCGCAAGCUUUCCACGGUUCAUCAUCAGAAUUCUGCGAAUGGAUAAUGUAACCGUUUAGCUCUCUCUCUUCCCCCACUCUCUCUACAGUCUACACUUCCAUUAAAUCAAUCUUACGGCCAUGAGCUUGGCUUCCGUUUCCUGCUCGCCGCCACCGUGCUUCCGCUACGGAGCUUACAUCUUCUCCUUUUCCUCUUCUUCUUCUUCCUCACCUCUCUGUUUGUAUUUCCCGCGUGGUGACUCUACUACUUCCCUCAGGCCUCGAGUUCGCGCCUUGCGAACGGAAUCUGACGGCGCUAGGAUCGGUAACACGGAGUCGUACGGCUCGGACUUGCUUCGUCGGCCGCGUAUUUUGUCGGGGGAAACCUCCGAAGAGGAGGAGGAGGAUGAUGAGAACGGCGAGGGUGAUGAGUUCGUCGAUUGGGAAGAUAAGAUACUUGAGGUUACCGUUCCUCUUGUUGGAUUCGUCAGAAUGAUUCUUCAUUCCGGGAAAUAUGCAAACCGAGAUAGGCUAAGCCCCGAGCACGAGAGAAUGAUUGUUGAGAUGCUGCUACCUUAUCACCCUGAGUUUGAGAAGAAGAUCGGAUGUGGGAUAGACUAUAUCAUGGUUGGGCAUCACCCAGAUUUUGAGAGCUCUCGAUGUAUGUUCAUAGUUCGAAGAGAUGGAGAAGUAGUUGACUUCUCGUAUUGGAAAUGCAUAAAAGGUUUGAUAAAAAAGAAGUAUCCGCUGUAUGCAGACAGUUUUAUCCUCAGACAUUUUCGCAAACGUAGGCAGAACAGAUGAAUGAAGCCUUGUGUAGAUUCUCAAACUCAAAACGCUCAUAGACUCGGAUCCUCAUCAUCUCCCAACUCUACAUCCUACAAGGUUUUGGAAUGAGAAGUCAGACACAGAAGAUCCCAGUCACUAUUUUUCUUUGAGUUGGAAUUAUGAAUGGAACUUUCUUGAAAAUAUGGUUUCUGCAGGAGAUAUGAGAGCAUUAGAACCAUCAGAAGUUUUAAUAUGUUCAUUAUCUAAAAUCUUUAGCAUUUAUAUGAUGAAAUCUUUUACACUGAAAUUAUGUGCAGAGGUAGAGAAACAGUACACUUGAUUGUUGUGUGCAGUGCAGGGCUUGAAUAUUCAGAUGCAAUGUUUUAAAGUUUUAUAA